AUGCGCCUCCUUCGUCGUUUGCCAGAUGGCAAUAUAAGGCUUACUCACGAUCUUCCGGAAAGCAACCUGCCCACAUAUGCCAUUCUUUCACACACGUGGCUGGUUGGCGACAAUGAGGAAGUAACUUUUGAUGAUAUGACUCGUGGGAAACCCGAGAUCAAGACGGCAAGUUGGCGCAAGAUUCGCUUCUGUGCUGAGCAGGCCUGCAAAGAUGGCCUGGAAUAUUUCUGGGUGGAUACUUGCUGCAUUAACAAGCAGAGCAGUGCCGAACUCCAAGAAGCCAUCACUAGCAUGUUUGCGUGGUAUCGCAAUGCUGCAAAAUGCUAUGCAUACCUAUCGGAUGUCUCGGUCGCCGAAUCUACCGACCCAGAGAAGAAGCAAGCGUCAUGGGAGUGGGACUUUCGUCGCAGUAGAUGGUUCACUCGAGGAUGGACUCUUCAAGAGCUUCUUGCGCCCUCGUCGGUCGAGUUCUUUUGUGUGAACGGAACAAAGCUCGGAGACAAGGAGUCACUCGAAACCAGCAUUCAAGAAAUAACUGGAAUACCUUAUCGGGCUCUACAAGGGGACCCGCUCGCGGUAUUUACGGUUGCUGAACGGUUUACAUGGACUGAGAAUCGUCAAACAACUCGCAGAGAGGAUAAUGCAUACUGUCUAUUGGGGAUCUUCAAUGUCUUUAUGCCACUUAUUUACGGCGAGGGUGAUAACGCGAUUGUCCGUCUGAAGGAAGAGAUCGAAAAGAAACACGCAGAGAUUGCGAAGCUUGAAGAAAUUCUAACAACACUACCUAUCGCAGCCGAGGCAGCUUUCAAUUCCCUAAACAACCAACACGAGCCAACCUGCCUUUCCAACACAAGAUCUGAACUGUUAGAAGACAUCACAGAAUGGGCUGGCACUGCUGAUGAUAAAUGCAUCUUUUGGCUCAACGGUAUAGCAGGCACCGGGAAAUCAACUAUUGCCCGCACAGUUGCACGGAACUUCUAUGAUCGCGGGAUCCUGGGCGCCAGCUUCUUCUUUUCAAGAGGUGGUGGCGACCUCGGUAAUGCGAAUAGACUGGUUACCACCCUCGCUCGACAGCUGGCGAAUAAGGUUCCGGCUGUGAGACACUACAUCUGCGACGCUAUUUCAGAGCAAACAGAUAUUGCUGAGCAUUCUUUGCGAGAUCAGUGGGAACAAUUGAUUAUCAACCCAUUAUCCAAGCUUAGUCGCUCCUCAUGUCCCCCUACGAUUGUCCUGAUUCUCGAUGCAUUCGAUGAAUGCGACAGCGAAAAGGAUAUCCGAGUCAUUCUCAGAGUUCUAGCUACCGCUAGGACGCUCAACGGGGUGAGUCUACGGAUCUUCAUCACAAGCAGACCGGAAAUCCCUAUACGUCACGGCUUUGCCAUGAUCCCAGACGUGGAGAGACAGGUCUUUGUGCUCCAUGAGAUAUCUCCAGAUGUAGUAGACCGAGAUUUGAGUCUCUACUUUCGGGAUAGUUUCUCUAUCAUAAGAGAAGAGCGUGGAUAUUCUGAUGAUUGGCCUGAUGGAGGAACAAUCAAACGUCUGGUCGACAACUCCUGCGGACUAUUUAUCUGGGCUUCAACUGCAUGCCGUUUUAUCCGCGAGGGGAGACGGUUGGCGUCAAAGCGGAUAUCGACACUCCUCAAUGGCCAUCGCUCCGGCGCAGGGCCCGAACAGCAGUUGGACCAAAUCUACACGUCUGUCUUGCAAGACUCUAUCCAGCAGGACUACAACGAAAAGGAAAAGGUGGAGCUGUACGAGAUCCUGCGAGAAGUUCUAGGAAGUAUCGUGAUUCUGUCUUCACCACUCUCUAUGCAAUCGCUUGCGAAUCUACUAAGUAUGCCGUUGCGUGAAGUUCAAGAUACGCUGGCCGAUCUGCACACGAUCUUCAACAUCCCCCGUCAACCAUCUCGCCCAAUUCGGUUACACCAUCCGACAUUCCGAGACUUUCUCCUUGACAAGACCCGCUGUCGCGAUCCGGAUCUGUGGGUUGACGAGAAAGAAGCCCACAAGACACUGGCCGAUAGCUGUAUAGCGUUGAUGUCAAAAAAGCUCAAGACUAACAUUUGCGGCCUUGGAUCGCCAGGGACUCUUGUCAAGGAUGUCAACCCUGGCCAUGUUUCGAGAUGUAUUUUUCCCGAGCUUCAGUACGCGUGUGUAUACUGGGCACAGCAUUAUCAAAAGAGUGGUGCGCGUCUUACCGAUGGCGAUCGCGUUCAUCGCUUCUUGGAGGAACAUCUCCUCCAUUGGCUUGAGGCUAUUAACCUUAUUGGUAAGAGCUCAGAGAUGACGACUAUUACGCGGCUGUACCAUUCUCUGCUUGUGCCUUCAGAGAACGAGCGUCAAAUGACAUUUAUAGCAGACGCCAGGCGUCUUAUUUUCACAUUCCAAUCAAUCCUCAAACAGUCGCCCCUUCAAAUAUACUGCACUGCUCUUAUCUUCAUCCAGCCCAACAGCUCUCUGAAAGAGCAUUUCAAGAAACAGCUAUAUCCGUGGAUCAAAGACCUCAAAAUCGCAGAAGCGAACGUGCCAAAGGCGAAAGAUGAGCUUUUCUACGUCAACGAUCUUGUUUUCACGCCAGACAAUAGACAGGUCGCUUCGGGAUCCGUUACGGGCAUCGCCAGACUGUGGGACGUAUCAACAAAUGCAGCGCUUCGCAAGUAUGAAGGAGCUAAGGACAGAAUCAGCUCUGUUGCGAUAUCGCCGGAUGGAAAGAUGAUCGCUGCAGGUUCUGAUGACUUUACCGUCUUGGUUUGGGAUUUAGAAACAGGAUCGCUGCGUUACACGCUCCCUGCUCAUACGCGUUGGGUCAACUCGGUCAUCUUCUCACCUGAUGGCAAGUUGCUUGCAUCUGGGUCGAUGGACGAAACACUGGCGUUAUGGGAUGCCGAAACAGGGCGUGCUAUACGGAGAUUCGACAACCAAUCUAGUUGUGUCAAUGAUGCAUCCUUUUCUCCAGACGGGUCAAUGAUUGCAACGGCGUCUUUCGAUCAAGUGGUCCGGCUAUGGGAUAUCGAGACUGGGGAGAUCAGUGCCAUUCUCGACGGCCACUCUGACUGCGUCAACUCGGCCAAGUUCUCACCAGACGGCAGGCAGGUUCUCUCUGGAUCCGACGACAUGGCUAUCAGGCUUUGGGAUACGGCUACAGGGACAGCAAGCAUGAUUCUCAAAGGCCAUUCUAUGAGAGUCAGGACCGUCACAUUUUCAGUGGACGCACGAGUUAUCGUAUCAGGUUCCGAUGACAAAACCGUCAAGAUUUGGGAUGCAGCCAGUGGUACCCAGUUACAUACACUUGAAGACCAUACUAGUGGCAUCAAUGCGGUUGCGUUCUCUCCUAAUGGAAGGCUCCUUGCAUCAUGCUCGUUCGACGACGAUGUUCGCCUCUGGGAUGCAAAGACUUGGACGGCGAUCGGCAAACUUGAAGACUUUGAGGAUGAUGAUCAAUCCAGUACAGGUGAUAUGAUGGAUAGUGUCCACUUUGAACCCCUUGCGCUGGCGACCAGAGACCUCAAAGGCCACUCGAGCAAGGUGACUUGCUUGAUCGUCUCAGCCAAUGGGCAACUCCUUGUUUCAGGCUCCCAAGACGGCAUGAUUAAAUUGUGGCUGAUAGAAGGCGUGGAAGUCCAGAGUCUCGAGGCCGGAUCUGAUGCUAUCAAUCAUUUGGCGUUUUCGCCCGAUAAUCAUCUGGUUGCUUCUGCCUCCGCCAAUGGGUCCGUGACACUAUGGGACACAGCGACUGGAGAUGUAAAACUCCUAGAAGGACACAAAAGUGAGGUUCUUCUGGUAAGAUUCUCACCAGAUGGGAACUUUCUGGCUUCAUGUUCUUCUGAUUCUACAGUCAGAGUCUGGGUUGCUGCAACUGGAGAGUUCUGGGGUGUUCUGAGUGGCCAUUCGGAUGCAGUAACAGACUUGACCUUUUCACUGGACAGUCGCUUCAUUGUUUCAUGCUCAGCAGACGGUACUGUGCUUAUCUGGUACUUGGCGACACAGGCGGUAUUUGCCACGCUCAGAGGCCACACUGAUACUGUCAAUUCUGUUGUGUACUCUUCAGACGGAGAGCAAAUACUCUCCUGCUCGGAUGACAACACGAUUCGCUUCUGGACUAAGGAAGGAAAGGCAACUGGCAUGAUCAAAUAUGCUACAGCUCGAUUUACAUCUGCAACAUUUUCGUUCGACAGCAGGAUGAUUGUUGCAAGCUCGAAAGAUCAGACAAUCAGACUCUGGGACCCGGAGACAAAGUCUAGUCAAGGCCUGUAUGAAGCUAACGUCCCUAUUCACAAGGUCUCUUUCUCCCGCAAUGGCCAGAAUGUUGAUACCAACAGAGGCGUAGUCGCCCUUGAUUAUUUCUCUCCUUCCUUUCCUUCUCUUGCUUUGAAUCGCCCUUAUUGUCUUUUUGUCAACCAGGAUUGGCUGAGGAGGGAUAAAAAGGAUGCCAUUUUCAUCCCUGAAGAGUAUCGCUCUAACGUGUUGGCCACUCAAGGCAAGACAAUGAUACUGGGGCACUCCUCUGGCCGUAUCUCGUUUAUUCAUUUUUGA
Molecule: messenger RNA, 4533 nt
Organism: Fusarium sp. VM40
Lineage: Eukaryota; Fungi; Ascomycota; Sordariomycetes; Hypocreales; Nectriaceae
Source: the annotation of a GenBank genome assembly